Messenger RNA from Cercopithifilaria johnstoni, 2364 nucleotides. The record is from the annotation of a GenBank genome assembly. Lineage: Eukaryota; Metazoa; Nematoda; Chromadorea; Rhabditida; Onchocercidae.
AUGAGUAAUCAGACGCGAUUACAAACAGCGCUGGAUCCAAAUGAGGAUCCUGUGACGGGUCUGGAAAGGGUAGCAGCAUUUAGAAAUGAGAAUGCAGAAAUACGGCGAAGAAAUCGCGAACAGGCACAACGCGAAUUGGAAGAGUCUCGCCAGCACAAAUCGGAUACAAGUGAAGGGAAAGAAGGCGCUGUUUCUUCACGAUAUGAAAGUUUGAAUUAUGAAAUCGUCGAAAAUAAGCUCUAUCAAGCUGAGGAAUUGGAACCCGAUCAUCAGCGAAAACUUUUCCAUCAAUCAGUGAAUCGAUGGGUGGUGUGCUUCUUUAUUGGAAUUCUCACUGCCAUUGUUGCAGCUGCUAUAGAUAUAACAAUAUAUUACAGCAGUUUAGUCAAAUUCCGCUUAAUCAUUAGCAAUCUAUUGAAUUUAUGUGAGAAGCGGAUGGAAGUUGGUGGUGGUUGCAUAUGGACGGUAGAAUUUGCAUGGAUUUGCUAUAAUUGCAUUUUGAUCACAAUUGCCGCUUGUUUAGUUUUAUUUCUAUCUCCUAUUGCUGCUGGCUCAGGUAUAUCACAGGUCAAGUGUUUUCUGAAUGGUGUGGAAAUACCGGGCGUUGUACGACUGAAAACUUUGUUUGCAAAAGCAUUUGGUGUAGCAUGUACAGUUGCUGGUGGUUUAAGCGCUGGAAAGGAAGGCCCGAUGAUUCAUUCUGGAGCGGUGGUUGCAGCUGGUAUUUCACAAGGCAAAUGCGUCACUUUCUCACUUGACUUUCAUAUUUUUGAACAAUUCCGAAAUGAUCGUGAAAAGCGAGAUUUUGUGAGUGCAGGUGCGGCAGCUGGAGUGGCUGCGGCUUUUGGUGCCCCAAUUGGUGGAGUUUUGUUCAGUCUGGAAGAAGGAGCUAGCUUUUGGAAUCAGAGUUUAACAUGGCGCAUGUUUUUUGCUGCUAUGAUGUCAUCAUUUACUUUGAAUUGCAUUCUCAGCGUAUUUCAUGGAGUUGGUGGUUUUCUGUCAUGGAAUGGAUUAGCAAAUUUCGGCGUUUUUGAGAAUCAUAGCUACAAUAUUUGGGAAAUACCGAUCUUUCUUCUCAUUGGUAUUAUUGGAGGCCUCUCUGGCGCUUUAUUCAAUUUUCUAAAUCUGAAACUUUCACGAUUUAGAAAGAAAUAUAUUCGAAGCAAAUGCCAAAAACUGGUGGAAUGUUUACUCGUAGCUGCAGCGUCUGCAUUUACUGGAUUUAUUACACUCUUUUUAGUAAACGAUUGUCAGCCAGUUGGCCGUAACCCAAAAUUAACAGAGGUUACAAAGUUGUGGUGUCGUAAGGGUCAGUACAGUGCUGUAGCAAACUUAUUUUUUCAAAGUCCGGAAGAAAGUGUUAAAAGCCUUUUUCAUAGUCCAGCAAAUUCGUAUGCGGUUAGUACAUUAUUAAUAUUUGCUGUCGAGUAUUACUUCUUAUCGUUAUGGACGUAUGGACUAUCAGUACCGAGUGGUAUUUUCAUACCAACUUUGUUAACAGGCGCAGCAUGGGGCCGUCUUAUUGGAGUUAUCGUCGAAUACAUGUUUCCAGAUGUUACUGGUAUACAUCCUGGCAAAUAUGCUCUUGCCGGAGCUGCAGCCCAGUUAGGUGGUGUUGUGCGGAUGACAAUUAGCCUAACUGCCAUUCUCGUUGAAGCAACCAGGAAUAUCACAUUUGGUUUGCCAAUAAUGCUUGUUCUUAUGGUUACGAAAUGGGUUGGCGACUUGUUCAAUGAGGGUCUUUACGAUGCACAUAUUGAAUUAAGUGAAGUGCCUAUUUUGGGCUGGUGUGCGCCGGAGCUAUCACGCAACAUACUGGCAGGAAGUAUAAUGAGGAGAGAUGUAGUAACAAUGAUGCCGAAAGAACGUGUUUCACGUGUGAUUGAAGUCUUACAUGCCACAUCACACCAUGGUUUUCCGGUUAUCGAUGACAUUAAUUCUCUGUCAAGCGAGGAAGAAAUACCGGAAUAUGGUCAUUUGAAGGGUUUAAUUCUGAAAUCACAGCUGAUUAUUCUGAUUAAAAAACGGGUUUUUUAUAAGGAUCCUGAAUGUCGAGUUGUGGUGAAUGGAAGCGAAUUGGUUCAACUUUCUGAUUUCGCCGACGAAUAUCCAAAAGAUGCUAAUUGUUGGCUGGACUUAACCCCGUAUAUGCAUUCAAGUCCUUAUCGUGUACCUUUAAGUGCUUCACUACCAUCGAUAUUUCAUCUCUUUCGCGGAUUGGGAUUGCGAUAUGUAGCUGUUGUUGACGACGAAAAUAAACUUUGUGGAAUUAUCACUCGGAAAGAUCUCGCAAGGUUCAAAGGACGUCGAACUUUUGGAAGCUAUGCCAUAUGGGAAGUUUUUGUUUCGGACUUCCAGACUUGA